AAUUUCAUUAUGCCUAUAUAUUGAUGAUUUCGAAGUGUGCAACCCGCUAGGAACAUCUCGCAAAAAACAUAAACUUUGUGCGGUUUAUUGGAUUCUGGGGAACUUGCCGUCUAGUUGCAGCUCAGCCCUUUCCUCAAUCUACUUAGCAUUGUUGUGUAAAAGUGAAUUAAUUAAAUCUUUCGGUUAUGAAAAAGUAUUUGAACCUCUGCUGCGUGAUUUAGUCAGACUCGAGAAGCAAGGUUUAUUCGUGCCCCUCCUUGGUUCGGUUAUCAAGGGUACAGUUCAGUGUGUCAUCGCUGAUAAUCUGGGGGCCCAUGGGCUUGGAGGAUUUGUGGAGAAUUUUUCAGCUAAUUAUUUUUGUCGUUUCUGUACAGCCCACCUUUCUGAUAUCAAUACGCAUGAGGUAAAGACAGGAGCAUUUGAACGAAGAACAAAGGAAAAUCAUCUGCUUCAUAUCAAGACUGCUCAAGAACAAGCAUGAAGAAUGGCUGCUACUUUGAGGGUGAUACUUGGAGUGGACAAUUCAUCCAAGUUGAUUCUUCCUUCCGGAAUCCCUGGUUCAGUGGACAGGUUAAAAGAAGAAAUACAAAGACAGUUUGGAUUGACCGAAGAUUUCAGGUUGCAAUAUAGAGAUGCUGAGUUUGACAAUGAAUACAUGAACCUUACCACAACUGGGGACAUUAAAGACAAGAGCACAAUCAAAGUAAUUUACACACAAAACCCGGCGCCCUCCACUGUGCCCACCACAGCUUCCACAGCUGCCUCCACAGGAACAUCUUCACUGAUUGAUUCACCAUCCUUGCCAGACACUGACAUCCUUUCCUCUCCAGACUCCAGUGCCUCAUGUUCAUCUCUUCGCUUGCGGAAAUGGCCCUUAAACUUUCCAAUACCAGAGUUUAGUUUUGGUGUGCAGUUUCAGUUAGAGAGAGCCCAACAAGAAUAUGUAAACAAUGGGACUCUCUUAGACCCGAGCCCAAAACUCAAAUCUGACAUAUUAGAUAUGUUGGCCUCAGAAAUUGCAAAAUACAAAGUUUAUCCCUCAAGUGCAGAUAUUGAUGAUGUUGCUGAAGCAUUAAUACAAAAAUAUCCCUUUCUCAAAGAGACUGGAUCUGUGACAGGCUGUGAAGGCUGGAAAGUAAGCAUCAGAUACAAAAUGGCCAAUUAUCGUACCACGCUGAGAAACAUAGGGUGCCCAGAGGUGGCAAUAAACACUCUACAACACAAGAGAGAACGAGAGGAGAGUCCAUGUCGAAACAAAGUAAAAAAAGCACGGAAAGCGGAAGUGAACUUCUUACCGCAAUACCCUGCAGGAGAAACAAAGGAAAGUCUGGAGGAAGAACGGCAAGCACUACUGAUGGAGGUGAAGAAAACAAACAAUGAUCAAAUAAUCAAAACAAAGAUGGAUAAGACGUUUGCACACCGAAGAAGAGAGGUGAUUGAAGAGAUGCCGUUCAUUGCGGAGUUCAAGAGCAGAUGGCCCGCCCUCUUCAAAGUACAUGAGAUCAAUGCGGAGUUCACCCGAAUCACCACCGUUCCACUGCUGUCCACAUUCAUGAGCAGUCUCGACCACUACUCUGACCAGCUGAUGAAGAUUUUACGGAAAAAAGGAGGGGAACCAGCACGGUGGAUUGCUGCAGUGAUGUCUCCAAUUGGACAGUUUUGGCUUCAGUUCUGGACUUGGUGCUGA
Molecule: messenger RNA, 1687 nt
Organism: Melanotaenia boesemani (Boeseman's rainbowfish)
Lineage: Eukaryota; Metazoa; Chordata; Actinopteri; Atheriniformes; Melanotaeniidae
Product: sterile alpha motif domain-containing protein 3-like
Exons: 4
Coding region: 485-1687 (400 amino acids)
Source: RefSeq, a predicted model, not a curated record